AUGAGCAGCGUUUCCAUCGCAAUGAAGGUCGCCGUAAUCGGAAGCGGAAUUUCCGGAGCCGUGUGCGCAUCGACUCUGGCCAAGAAUGGCGUUGCCGUCACAAUCUUCGAUUCCGGUCGUGGUCCCGGUGGACGCAUGUCUCAGAGAAGGGAGAUCGGCAAAGAUGGCAAGGAGCUGAUGUUCGACCAUGGAGCUCCGUUUUUCAGUGUGAGCAACUCUGAUGCAAUGGCCCUUGUUCACGACUGGGAGUCGAGAGGAUUUGUUUCUGAGUGGAAACAAGCCUUUGGGAGUUUCGAUUGUGCCUCCAACAAGUUUCUGGGCAUCCAAAGUGAAGAAGGGUCUGCCAACAAGUAUGUGGGUGUUCCGGGCAUGAACUCUAUAUCAAAGGCCCUGUGCCGCGAGUCUGGUGUUGAGAGUAUAUUUGGAACUGGCAUUGCCAAGCUGGAAUGGUUGGAGGAAGACUUACCGUGGCUGUUGAAAGGCUCAAAUGGAGAAAACUUGGGUCGUUUCCAUGGAUUGGUUGCGUCUGACAAAAACAUUGUUUCUCCAAGGUUUACUCAACUAACCGGACUCCCACCGCCUCUGGACUUAAAUCUAGUCCCGGAGUUGGCAACUAAGCUGCAAAAUAUCCCUGUUCUACCAUGCUUCUCUCUUAUGCUGGCUUUUAAGGAGCCAUUGUCCUUGAUGCCAGCAAAAGGCCUAUCUUUCAAGAAUUCAGAGAUUUUGAGCUGGGCUCAUUGUGAUAGCGCUAAGCCUGGACGCUCUUCUGAUAGUGAAAGAUGGAUACUGCAUUCUACUCCAGACUAUGCCAACAGUGUUAUUGCCAAGACAGGCCUCCAGAAGCUCUCGAAUGAAACACUAGACAUAAUAUCUCAAGAGAUGUGCAAAGAGUUUCAGUGCUCAGGCCUUGUUACUUCUCUCCCCUUUUUCAUGAAAGCCCACAGAUGGGGGAGUGCGUUCCCAGCCAAAAGCAUAGCCGUAGAGGACAGGUGUCUCUGGGAUAAAAACAGGAAUCUAGCAAUCUGUGGAGAUUUCUGCGUCAGCCCAAACGUGGAAGGUGCCAUACUCAGUGGCUUAGCUGCAGCGUCAAAGCUUUUGCAGACUUCCAGCUCAUUAUAG
Messenger RNA from Microthlaspi erraticum, 1119 nucleotides. NCBI's taxonomy places the organism in Eukaryota, Viridiplantae, Streptophyta, Magnoliopsida, Brassicales, Brassicaceae. The record is from the annotation of a GenBank genome assembly.